AUGGCUUCUAUAACAUUGGUUAUUUCAUUUAUUAUUUUGUUAUUAACAAUAUAUUCUUAUUCAGCACCAAUUGAACAACUAUAUGAUACUUCAACAUCGGAAUAUGAAUUUAGUACUGGUACAUUAUUGAUUGAUCAUGAAAAUGGAAUUAAUAUGCAAGUAAUGUCCAAUGAAGAAUCAACUUAUGUACCUGAUGAACAAACAUUUACUAAACCCAAUGUUGUUGAAUUAACAACACCAGAUCAACUUGAAUAUCCUGAUGAUGUAUCACUUCCAUCAAGUACAAUUGAUGAUUUAUUAUUUACAUCAUCACCAAUGUCAUCGAUGUUUGAAACAACAUCAUCAUCAAAUGAAACCAAUGAUCAACAUAUUUCAGAUGAUGAUUCAUCUACAUCUACAGAAUCAAAUAUGCAACCAGAAUCAGAAGUAGUUACACCUAAUAAUGUUCAAAACGAAGUCGAAUCAUCAACAUCAUCAAACAAUGAUGUUGUUCAAAAUAAUAAUGAAAUGGAAACCUCAACAAAUGCUGAACCAUCAUUUGUUGACUCUGAAUCACAAACAUCAACAGUUUCAUCAUCUGUUGAAACUGAAUCGGAUACUACAUCAGAAGUAUCAUCAUCUGAAGAAUCUGAGUCACACACAUCAAUUGCACCUGAAUCAGAAACAACAACAACAUCAUGGUCUGUUGAAUCUGAAUCACAAACAACAACAACAUCAUGGUCUGUUGAAUCUGAAUCACAAACAACAACAACAACAACAACAUCAUCUGCUGAAACUGAAGUCGAUGCAGUGGAAGUGUCAUCAUCAUCAGAAGAAUCUGAAUCACAUACAUCAACAACAACAACUGAAUCAAACACAUCAGAAGCAUCAUCUACUGAACUUGAAUUGGAUACAGUAGAAACAUUAUCAACUGUUCAACCUGAAUUAGAAACAUCAUCAUUAGUUGAUUGGUCCAGUACAUCUACUGGAGUUUUAAAUGAUGAUCAAUUAGAAGAAAAACCAACAAAAUUUGAUUACGGUAAAAGUGAUCAAUCAAGUGAAGAAUCAGAAACAGAACAAUUAACAACAUAUGUUUCAACUGUUUCAGGUCAAGUUGAAAUAAUCGUUGAAGAUGAAUCAGAUGACUGA
Molecule: messenger RNA, 1128 nt
Organism: Rotaria sp. Silwood1
Lineage: Eukaryota; Metazoa; Rotifera; Eurotatoria; Philodinida; Philodinidae
Source: the annotation of a GenBank genome assembly